AGGUUAUACCCGUCCCUCCGUUUUGGCUAAUUCUCUUUAUCUCCGCCACUGAUAGUGUUGUGGCCCGUCCUCAUCCUUCUUCCUCCGAACAAAAUCCCAAAAGGUAAAAGACUGCAGAGUGGGAAAGCAUAUACAACAUGGGCUUUGACGGGCUUGCAUGGAGCGAAAAACAUAUUCUCCCUCAUAGCCACAUUAGUAUGGAUGAUGUGUCCCUCAAAAGCCAUCUUCAGCUCCUGGCCCGAGGUAGAAUUCGAACAGCAAGCGUGUGUGCAGCAUUGACCAGAGAGUUGGAGAAAACUUCCCUUAGCGCCACUCACAGCUCCUUGGUGGCUACCCAAGUCGAGGUGGUUUCAUUGGAGGAGACAAAAAAGGAGCCUGAAGAGGAGAGUGAUACAUUGUUGUCCGACUUGGGCAAAGCUCAGGCAAAGGCAAAACAGGCGGAGACGGCCUUGGCUAUGUCAAAGGAUUUAAGAAUGAAGGCGGAGGAGAGCUACACCCAUGUCUUCGGGGAGAGGCUCGACCUAGUGGAUGAGCUGGCUAAUGUUCGGGACAAAUAUGCAGAACUCGAGGAAUAUGUGGCUGAAGGAAUGGAUGAAAUGUUUGCAAAUUCAAAGGCAUAGUUUCAAGUUAUUGCUGCUGAGGCAGACCUUUCCCUAAUCAGCCAAGAUAAUAUUGUGGUAGACGAGAAGAUCGUCCUGGCUCCCGAGGAUGAUGAGGAGGUUCAUUUGCACGACCCGAAAAUUUCGGAUACAGAGAUCAAUCAAAUUUCCCAAAAUCCCAAGGUCCCCUCUGGGAAUGAGGUCAUUAGUGGUGAGCUCCCUCCUUCUCCGACUAGCCCCAUCGCAGCUGUGCCGAUUUCUGAGUAUGACCCGACUCCUUCCACCCAAGCUGAAGAUACUGUCACAGAAGAGCAGCUUAAUCCUUUGUAAUUCUGUCUUUAGCAGUUUGAAUGGCCCAAUG
This is a messenger RNA of Arachis duranensis, 960 nucleotides long. RefSeq lists its product as uncharacterized. Lineage: Eukaryota; Viridiplantae; Streptophyta; Magnoliopsida; Fabales; Fabaceae. The record is from RefSeq and is a predicted model, not a curated record. The transcript has 2 exons. The coding region runs from base 138 to 620 and encodes 160 amino acids.